AUGGCUGACAACUUUCUCAGCCCCAAUCCAAACCCCACACAUCCGGACUCCCGUCCGCGGGCCGUCAGCGAUGCCGACACCAUCACCCCCGACGGGACCAAUCCUUUCUUGACACCGUCCGGCACAACUGCUGCCCCCAGUGCCGCCCCAAGCUUCGUUCUUGAGGAUCCAGACUCGGCUCUUCACCCAGACCCUGGAACAGAGCACGACUUUCGCGUCGACAACAAUCCCUUCGCGUUUUCCCCCGGCCAGCUGAACAAGCUCUUCAAUCCCAAGUCUCUAUCGGCAUUCCGAGCUCUUGGCGGUCUCCAGGGAAUCGCGCGGGGCAUCCAGACCGAUGUACGCAGCGGACUCAGUGUUGACGAGACCGGCGUCAAGUCCACAGUCUCGUUCAGCGACGCCGUCGACUUUGAUUCCAAACCUGCGACGCCAACAGAGAGGCACGCGACCACAUCUUCAACACCAUUCGCCGAUCGCACGCGCAUUUACGGUCGCAAUGUCCUCCCACCGAAGAAGGGCAAGUCUAUCUGGAGGCUCAUGUACAUUGAGCUCAGCGAAAAGGUCAUCAUUCUCUUGACCGUCGCUGGUAUCAUCUCUUUGGCACUGGGUUUGUACGAGACUUUGGGUGUCGAAAGGCCGGCAGGCUCGCCGGCAUCGGUCGACUGGGUAGAGGGCGUGGCCAUUUGCGCCGCAGUCAUCAUCGUCGUCGUCGUCGGUUCCCACAACAAUUGGCAGAAAGAACAGGCAUUCGUGCGAUUGAACACCAAAAAGGAUGAUCGUCAGGUCAAAGUCAUUCGGUCAGGCCGAUCUCUCAUGAUCAAUGUGAAUGAGAUUCUCGUCGGAGAAGUUCUUCAUCUUGAGCCGGGAGACAUGGUGCCUGCCGAUGGUAUUCUGAUCGAAGGCCAGGACUUGAAGUGCGAUGAAUCUUCGGCUACUGGCGAAUCCGACGUCCUCAAGAAGACCGCCGGUGACCAGGUCAUGAAGCUUCUCGACACAAAGCACGACAACCUCGACGACCUCGACCCAUUCAUCAUUUCUGGCUCGAAGGUGCUUGAGGGUAUGGGCACGUAUGUUUGCACUUCUGUCGGAGUGCACAGCAGCUUCGGCAAGAUCAUGAUGUCUGUUCGCUACGAUGUCGAAGCCACUCCCCUGCAGAAGAAGCUGGAAGGUCUUGCGGUUGCCAUCGCUAAGUUCGGUGGAGGCGCAUCCGCCUUGAUGUUCUUCAUUCUUCUUUUCCGAUUCCUCGCGACUUUGCCAGAGGAUCACCGAUCGCCAGCAGACAAGGCGUCUACUUUCAUGGAUCUGCUUGUCGUCGCAAUUGCGAUCAUCGCAGUCGCAGUGCCCGAAGGAUUGCCACUGGCCGUCACCCUCGCCUUGGCUUUUGCGACCACCAAGCUCCUGAAAGAGAACAACCUCGUCCGAGUGCUCCGCGCCUGUGAGACCAUGGGCAACGCAACAACCAUUUGCUCAGACAAGACGGGAACGCUGACAACGAACAAGAUGACAGUGGUAGCCGGAACGUUCUCGACGACAAGCUUCACAGCUCUGGCGCAAUCCGACCGCAAAAAGUCUACCGAUGGCACCGUCCCUGUUUCUACAUGGGCCUCAUCUGCACCCACGGCAACCAAAGAGCUGAUUGUGCAGUCAGUUGCGGUCAACUCGACUGCCUUCGAAGGCCAAGAAGAUGGCCAGGCUACUUUCAUUGGAUCCAAGACUGAAACAGCUCUGUUGUCUCUGGCCAAGGACCAUCUGGGCCUGCAAUCGCUGGCAGAGGCUCGCGCCAACGAACAUGUUGUGCAAAUGUUGCCUUUCGACUCGCGGAGAAAAUGCAUGGCUGCUGUGAUCAAGCUUCGCGACCCCAACAAAGGCUACCGUCUUCUGGUCAAGGGAGCUUCGGAAAUCCUGCUCGGGUACUGCUCGUCUCAGGCUAACUUGGAAACCUUGGACGAGGAGCCCCUGGAUUCGACUCAACGACAAGCCCUACAGAACACCAUCAACCAGUAUGCCAGUCGAUCAUUGAGGACGAUUGGCCUUGUCUACAAGGAUUACCCACAAUGGCCACCUGCCGGAAUGCCUUCGGAGGACGGCCAUGUCAAGAUGGACUCUCUGCUGUCUCUUUCCGACCUUACCUUUCUCGGAAUUGUUGGUAUUCAGGACCCCGUUCGACCGGGCGUGCCUGAUGCAGUCCGCAAGGCCCAACAUGCCGGUGUCACUGUUCGUAUGGUCACGGGCGAUAACGUCAUUACGGCACAGGCUAUUGCAACGGAGUGUGGCAUUUACACGGGCGGCGACGGCGUGAUCAUGGAAGGACCUGUUUUCCGCAAGCUGUCUGAGGGUGACAUGAACGCUAUUCUCCCAAAGCUUCAGGUCUUGGCUCGUUCAUCCCCGGAGGACAAACGAAUUCUCGUCACCAGAUUGAAGGCCCUGGGAGAGACGGUAGCGGUGACUGGAGACGGCACGAAUGACGCCCCAGCUCUGAAGGCUGCUGAUGUCGGAUUUUCUAUGGGUAUUUCCGGAACCGAGGUCGCUAAGGAGGCGUCGGCUAUUGUUCUGAUGGAUGACAACUUCACUUCCAUUGUGACAGCUCUCAAAUGGGGCCGUGCAGUCAACGACGCUGUGCAGAAGUUUCUCCAGUUUCAAAUCACUGUCAACAUCACAGCAGUUAUGCUUGCCUUCAUCACAGCCAUGUACGACGACCAUAUGGAGCCUGUACUUAAAGCCGUCCAGCUGCUUUGGGUCAAUUUGAUCAUGGAUACCUUCGCUGCCCUCGCGCUUGCAACCGAUCCUCCGACCGAGAAGAUUCUUGAUCGGCCUCCUCAACCCAAGAGUGCUCCUCUGAUCACCAUUAACAUGUGGAAGAUGAUUAUCGGCCAAGCAAUUUUCCAGCUCGUCAUCACUAUCACGCUGUACUUUGCUGGUCCAGAGAUUCUCAACUACGAUCGUAACAGUGAAGACGAGAUGCUGCAACUCGAUACGAUCAUUUUCAACACUUUCGUUUGGAUGCAAAUUUUCAACGAAUUCAACAACCGUCGCCUGGAUAACAAGUUCAACGUCCUAGAAGGUGUUCAUCGUAACCAAUUCUUCAUCUUCAUCAAUCUUCUGAUGGUUGGUCUGCAAGUUGGCAUCGUCUUCGUCGGUGGCCGUGUGUUCGAGAUCAAGGAGGGAGGUCUCAAUGGAAGCCAGUGGGCUAUUUGCCUUGUUGUCGCCUUCAUGUCCAUGCCUUGGGGAGUUGUCGUACGCAUUUUCCCCGACAUUUGGUUCGAGAAGGCGGCCAAGUUCGUCGGCAGGCCCUUCGUCAUCGUCUACAGAAUCCUCGGAAAGGGCUUCUCAGCGAUCGGAAGGCUCUUCAGGCGCAGGCCUAAGGCGAAGGAUACCGAAAGCACCGACAUACCUGCAACUGUGGUGAUCGCUCCACCCGAGGAGAAAGGCCAGGAGAGGGGAUAA
This is a messenger RNA of Colletotrichum aenigma, 3444 nucleotides long. Its product is annotated as Calcium-transporting ATPase 2. The coding region runs from base 1 to 3444 and encodes 1147 amino acids. Gene Ontology annotation, biological process: calcium ion transmembrane transport; intracellular calcium ion homeostasis. The record is from RefSeq and is a predicted model, not a curated record. Lineage: Eukaryota; Fungi; Ascomycota; Sordariomycetes; Glomerellales; Glomerellaceae. The transcript has 6 exons. Gene Ontology annotation, molecular function: ATP binding; P-type calcium transporter activity; ATP hydrolysis activity. Gene Ontology annotation, cellular component: intracellular membrane-bounded organelle; membrane.